This is a messenger RNA of Ostertagia ostertagi, 2202 nucleotides long. Lineage: Eukaryota; Metazoa; Nematoda; Chromadorea; Rhabditida; Trichostrongylidae. The record is from the annotation of a GenBank genome assembly.
AUGCCCUUUGCUCACCCUGGCAGUUACGCGGAUGGGGUCAUAUUAUUCUUUGUCUAUGAUUUGAUUGUGUUUAUUCCGUUCAAAAUAUGGGCCGAUCCAUCGCAGAAGCUACGUAUGUCACAACGAUCGAAGGCUGGACCAGUCAAAGAAGGUGAUCCUACUUCUCCCUGGCGACACAACAAUGUGAAAGAAGGGCCAUUAGCUUCGCACGUGUUUGAGGGAUGCUACACUCUUGCUGAGCAGUGGAAUGAAUGUGCUGGACCAGUCAAAGAAGGUGAUCCUACUUCUCCCUGGCGACACAACAAUGUGAAAGAAGGGCCAUUAGCUUCGCACGUGUUUGAGGGAUGCUACACUCUUGCUGAGCAGUGGAAUGAAUGUGUGAGGAGAUACGCAGAUCUCGAUUGCCUUGGGACACGUGAGGUAUUGUCCAUUCACAAGGAGAAACAGAAGACUGGCAAAAUUUUUGAGAAGUGGGAAAUGGGCAAUUAUCACUGGCGGUCAUUCAAAAAUGUGGAUGAGCGCGUCAAUAUGGUUGCUUCCGGUCUCGCUUCGCUAGGUUGCAAGAAAAAUGACAAAAUUAUACUGUUUGCUGAAACUCGUGAAGAAUGGAUGACAACUGCUCUUGCAUGUUUCAAAAGCUGUUUGCCAGUUGUUACUGUGUACGCCACACUCGGUGACGAAGCUGUCGAAUACGCUUUGAAAGAAGUCGAUGCUAAAACUGUCUUCACUUCUGAGAUCUUACUUCCAAAGGUGCUAAAAGCGAUCAAAAAUGGAAUUCAAGUGAGUAAGAUCAUAUUCUUCGCUAGUCCUGAUCCUCAAACUGAGCACAAGCACGACGACGAAAAUGUGCAGAUUAUUUCCUUCGAGGACCUUCUGAAUCAGGGAAGCCCUGAACCAUUCACGCCAAGAAGUUCAGCGGAGGACAUUGCCGUUAUAAUGUACACUUCUGGAACAACUGGGAAUCCAAAGGGAGUCAUGAUAUCUCAUGAAAAUAUAGUUGCAGCCGUCGCAGGGCAAAUACCUGUUAUUCCGAUUGUUGGUGGUGAUACUUAUAUCGGAUACCUUCCCCUUGCACAUAUCCUAGAAGGUGUUCGUAUUGGAUACUCUUCUGCACAAACGUUGUUUGAUCGUGCACCAAAAAUCAAGAAGGGCACCAAAGGAGACUGCUAUGCCUUGAAACCGACGCUCAUGGCCUGCGUACCAGCCGUGAUGGAUCGAAUUUACAAGGCAGUAAUCGAAGAAGUGAAUUCCAACAGUCUACUUUUCCGCGAAAUGUUCCGAGCUUGUUACGAACGGAAGCGUGCACGUUACGAAGAAGGCUACACGAGCUUCAUCUUGAACAAAUUGGUGUUCAAUCGAAUCGGCAAGCUUCUUGGUGGCCAUAUUCGGUGUGUUCUCUCAGGUGGAGCUCCGCUCAGCCCUGAAACACAGAGGUUCAUGAAUAUCUGCUUCUGUUGUCCAGUGGUUCAAGGUUAUGGUUUGACGGAAACGUGUGGAGCAGGAACAUUGGCUGACACUCAUGACCUGUCUACUGGAACGGUGGGUCCACCGCUCACUAGCAUUGAAAUCUUGCUUGAGGAAUGGAAAGAGGCUGGUUACUCACCGCAUAACGAGAAACCCCAAGGAGAAGUUCUUAUCGGUGGAAAGAGCGUUGCCAUUGGAUAUUACAACAAUCCAGAAAAGACGAAGGAAGACUUUGUAGAGAGGAACGGCAGGAGAUACUUUGCCACCGGAGACAUAGGAGAAUUCCGUGAAGAUGGAUCUCUCAGGAUAAUAGAUCGUAAGAAGGACUUACUCAAGUUGGCCCACGGCGAGUACAUUUCACUAGGCAAGGUCGAGACCAACAUCCAAACCGGACAUGGAAUCGAAACAGUCUGUGUUUAUGGAGACUCAUCAAAGGACUACCUAAUUGCGUUGGUUGUGCCAGACCACAAAUACCUUAGGAAGAAGGCUGAAGAAAUCGGCAUUUCUGAUGGUGAUAUCGAAAGUUUGUGUAACAACAAGGACAUGAUUAGUGCAGUAUUGAAAGAUAUUCAAUCACACGUCAACGGAAAAUUGCAAAGAGUAGAGGUUCCCAAGAAGAUUUUACUCUGCCCGGAAGCAUGGACUCCGGCAACAGGACUGGUGACCGAAGCAUUGAAGCUGAAACGAAAAUCUAUUGAGAAGCAGUUCCGGGAACAAAUAGACGAACUAUACAGUUGA